AUGUGCCACACCAGCGGCUCCACUGGCUGCCAGCCGGCCUGCCGUGUGCCCAGCUCCUGCCAGGCGUCCUGCUACGUGCCCAGCUCCUGCCAGGCGUCCUGCUACGUGCCCAGCUCCUGCCAGACGUCUUGCCGCGUGCCCGUGAGCUGCAAGCCUGUUGUGUACCUGCCUGUGAGCUGCAAGCCCAUUGUGUGUGUGACCCCCUCCUGCCAGUCCUCCGGGUGCUGCCGGCCCUCCUGCCCCACCCUGGUCCUCAGGCCUGUUCCCUGCGGCACCCCUAACUGUGGCUAG
Panthera uncia (snow leopard) is the source of this 291-nucleotide messenger RNA. RefSeq names its product keratin-associated protein 12-1-like. The coding region runs from base 1 to 291 and encodes 96 amino acids. Gene Ontology annotation, cellular component: keratin filament. The record is from RefSeq and is a predicted model, not a curated record. The transcript has a single exon. Lineage: Eukaryota; Metazoa; Chordata; Mammalia; Carnivora; Felidae.